AUGGGAAAGGAGAAACUCCACAUCAACAUUGUUGUGAUCGGCCAUGUGGACUCCGGCAAGUCCACCACCACGGGCCAUCUCAUCUACAAGUGCGGGGGUAUCGACAAGAGGACCAUCGAGAAGUUUGAGAAGGAAGCUGCCGAGAUGGGGAAGGGAUCGUUCAAGUAUGCCUGGGUGCUGGACAAGUUGAAGGCGGAAAGGGAGCGUGGUAUUACCAUCGACAUCUCACUGUGGAAGUUUGAAACCAGCAAGUACUAUGUGACCAUCAUCGACGCCCCAGGUCACAGGGACUUCAUCAAGAACAUGAUCACUGGAACCUCUCAGGCUGACUGUGCUGUGCUAAUUGUGGCAGCCGGUGUGGGGGAAUUCGAAGCAGGUAUUUCCAAGAACGGACAGACCCGUGAGCAUGCCCUCCUGGCCUACACUCUGGGAGUAAAGCAGCUUAUUGUGGGCAUCAACAAGAUGGACUCCACCGAGCCAAACUACAGCCAGAAGCGAUAUGAAGAAAUAGUGAAAGAAGUCAGCACCUACAUCAAGAAGAUUGGCUACAAUCCGGACACUGUUGCCUUUGUGCCCAUUUCAGGCUGGAAUGGAGACAACAUGCUUGAGCCUAGCCCCAACAUGUCAUGGUUUAAGGGAUGGAAGAUCAGUAGGAAGGAAGGCAAUGCAUCAGGGACCACACUACUGGAAGCUCUGGACGCCAUCCAGCCCCCCACCCGUCCAACAGACAAACCUCUUCGUCUGCCCCUGCAGGAUGUCUACAAGAUAGGAGGUAUUGGAACAGUGCCUGUAGGCCGUGUGGAAACAGGCCUCCUAAAGCCUGGCAUGGUGGUAACCUUUGCUCCCGUCAAUGUGACCACUGAGGUGAAAUCUGUGGAGAUGCACCAUGAGGCACUGACGGAGGCCCUCCCUGGUGACAAUGUGGGCUUUAAUGUUAAGAAUGUGUCUGUCAAAGACAUUCGCCGUGGCAACGUGGCUGGUGAUAGCAAGAACGAUCCACCGCAAGAAGCAGCCAACUUCACUGCUCAGGUGAUCAUCCUUAAUCACCCGGGCCAGAUCAGUGCUGGUUAUGCUCCUGUGCUGGACUGUCACACUGCUCACAUCGCCUGUAAGUUUGCAGAGCUCAAGGAAAAGAUUGACCGCCGCUCUGGCAAGAAGCUUGAGGACAACCCCAAAGCCCUCAAGUCUGGAGAUGCUGCCAUUGUGGAUAUGAUUCCUGGCAAGCCUAUGUGUGUUGAGAGCUUCUCUGAGUACCCUCCUCUGGGUCGUUUUGCAGUGCGCGACAUGCGUCAGACUGUGGCUGUUGGAGUGAUCAAGGGCGUGGAGAAGAAGGUCGCCACCACUGGUAAAGUUACCAAAUCCGCCCAGAAGGCCCAGAGGAACAAAUGA
Messenger RNA from Scomber japonicus (chub mackerel), 1389 nucleotides. RefSeq names its product eukaryotic translation elongation factor 1 alpha 1a (gene eef1a1a). Gene Ontology annotation, molecular function: GTPase activity; translation elongation factor activity; GTP binding. NCBI's taxonomy places the organism in Eukaryota, Metazoa, Chordata, Actinopteri, Scombriformes, Scombridae. Gene Ontology annotation, biological process: translational elongation; translation. The coding region runs from base 1 to 1389 and encodes 462 amino acids. The transcript is spliced from 7 exons. The record is from RefSeq and is a predicted model, not a curated record.